AUGCUUGCCAAGAGCCAAACGUGUGCCGUGGUGGGACUGGACGGUUUCAUUGUCCAGGUGGAAGUGGACAUUUCCAACGGACUGCCGGUAUUUAACGUAGUUGGACUUCCUGACACAGCGGUACAGGAAGCACGGGAACGAGUGCGGGCUGCACUGCGAAACAGCGGCUGCCAGUUUCCCAUGCGCCGUAUCACCGUUAACCUUGCUCCAGCCGACCUCAAGAAGGCAGGGCCCGCCUAUGAUCUGCCCAUUGCCGUAGGCAUCCUCCUCAGUUCGGGGCAAAUAGAUCUUCCUUACGAACCCUCCCUAUUCCUUGGUGAACUUUCCCUGGACGGCGGUCUCCGCCACACCAACGGAGUUUUGCCGAUGGUAUCGGUGGCCAGAGAGCAGGGUUUUGCCGCAGUGUAUGUGCCGACUCCUGAUGCUGCGGAAGCGUCCCUUGUCGAAGGAAUUCAGGUUUAUCCCGUUCCGACGCUAGCCGCGCUAGUGAGCCACCUGUUGGGGGAGUCCCGAAUUGAGCCCUUGGAAUAUGCUGGCCUGCCCGAGAGCGAGGGGCCAGUUGCAGGCGGCUACAACCUGGCACAUAUAAAAGGGCAGGACCACGCCAAGCGCGCCCUGGAAGUGGCCGCCGCAGGUUUCCACAAUAUAUUGUUCAAUGGCCCGCCCGGCAGCGGCAAGACUAUGCUGGCGAGGUCGUUGCCAACAAUCCUGCCCAGAAUGUCUUCUGAAGAGGCCUUGGAUGCUACCAAGAUUUACAGCAUUAGCGGUGCUCUGCCCUCCGGCUGUCCACUGGUAGCAGAGCGGCCCUUCCGCGCUCCCCAUUACAGCAUCUCUAACGCCGGUCUGGUUGGCGGAGGCCGGAACCUGCGUCCCGGCGAGAUUACUAUGAGCCAUAGGGGCGUCCUGUUCCUGGAUGAAUUGCCCGAGUUCGACCGCACUGCUCUGGAGUCAUUGCGGCAGCCUUUGGAGGACAAGGUGGUGACCAUCAGCCGGGUAUCAGGUUCGGUAACCUACCCAGCCAGCUUUAUGCUUGUAGCUGCCCAAAACCCUUGUCCAUGCGGUUAUUACUCCCACCCUCGCAAGGAAUGCACCUGCAGCGCCUCCACCGUUGCUCGCUACCAGAAGCGCAUCAGCGGGCCACUAAUGGACCGAAUCGACAUUUUCGUUGAAGUUCCGCCUGUUGAAUACGACAAGCUGGUAGAUGAGGAAUUGGCCGAGGACUCGACCGUGGUGAGAAAGCGGGUUGAAAAGGCCAGGCAGACUCAAAGGCAGCGAUUUGACGAGGGUUCGGAUCACUUCAAUUCUCAGAUGGGAGCCGCCGAAGUCUGGAAACUCUGCCGGCUGGAAGAUAGUGCAAAGAGCUUGCUGCAAACCGCCACCAACCAGCUAAAUCUGUCGGCCCGGGCUUUCCAUCGCAUCGUCAAGGUUUCCCGCACAAUCGCGGACCUGGCUGAUUCAGAUACAAAUCAGCGUAAGCCACCUGGCGGAGGCGCUUCAAUAUCGUUCGCGAGGCCUGAACUGAAGUCAAACCGGAUCUUGGCAGCCAGGGGACUUCUAAAGACAGGAACACUCGCAUUUCGGCGUUCUUUCAGAAGCUUGGUCCGGGCUCGUUGUUAA
Messenger RNA from Geodia barretti, 1617 nucleotides. NCBI's taxonomy places the organism in Eukaryota, Metazoa, Porifera, Demospongiae, Tetractinellida, Geodiidae. The record is from the annotation of a GenBank genome assembly.